CCCCGCUCCUUCUCUAUAUCCUCAACAAACGAUACCGCAACAUGAGUCAAUACGGCAACGAGAACCCCUACUACAGCAACACUCAGGGUGGUAGUGGCGGCGGCGGCGGCGGAUAUUUGACUGGUAAUUCACCAUUUGGGGGUAGCCCUGGUGGUGCUGCACGGCGAGGUGCCUUGUCCCAAUCGCUGCGUCCUAUGACUAUCAAACAAAUCGGCGCCUCGACUCAAGCCCAUGCCGACGCAGACUGGAUUUGGGAGAACACUGAAAUCGGACAGAUCACCGUCGUUGCCCAAGUCCUGACAAUCAAAGCCCAGACCACUAAUUGCGUUUACACCAUCGACGACGGCACCGACCAGAUAGACGCUCGUUUCUGGUCGGACUCGACAAAUGAGAAUGAGGGCGAUGACUCCUCAACUAUCAAAGAGUUGCAAUACGCUCGCAUUACUGGCACCAUCAAGACAUACAAUGACAAGAAGUAUAUCAACUGUAUCAAUAUCCGGCCUGCUAAGGACUCGCAUGAGAUAUACUUCCACCUUUCCGAAGCCAUGGCUGUCACAUUGUUUCAUGAGAGGGGCUCGGUGCGUUUCCCCCCUAAAUCACAACCUGCUGUUGCUCAUGUAUGCAUUCUACAGCCAUCUGGAGCACAAGCACCUAGUGGGGCAGGGCAGUCUACAAACUCAAAUUCGGCUUACACCGCACAGACAAGCAUCCCAGCGGACGACCAGUAUGCGCACCUUCCGCCGUGUGAGAAGGCUAUCGCCUACUUCAUGCACACGCAACCAAGGCAUGAGGAAGGCAUCCAUGUCUCCAACAUCGCGAGAAACGUGCCGUUUCAAGCGCCGGAUAUCGGCUCCGCUCUUGAGGCCUUGAUGGACCACGGCAUACUCUACAGCACCAUCGACGAAACACAUUACGCGCUCUCGGCAUAAUUAUGUUAUUCUUUCCAUUUGCACCAGUUAUGCGUCCCCUUACUGUCGAGUUGUGGCUGGUUUUUGGCUGUCUGUUUGAUAUCUCAACUCUUGAGUUACUCUUCGCGCUCGAUCGGCGGGGUACCAGUGGCGUAGAGGAAAAUGAGUGCUGCGCCACACUGGUAUUCCGACCAUGAAUCAAUGUAUCUAUAAAAUGCUGUCUGCCCCGUUUCCUUUCGUUUUCCCACUCUUUUCCCGGAGAUAAAAAAAAUCUUCGACAUCACCACCAA
Molecule: messenger RNA, 1198 nt
Organism: Stereum hirsutum FP-91666 SS1
Lineage: Eukaryota; Fungi; Basidiomycota; Agaricomycetes; Russulales; Stereaceae
Product: replication protein A subunit RPA32
Exons: 6
Coding region: 42-929 (295 amino acids)
Biological process (GO): nucleotide-excision repair; DNA replication; double-strand break repair via homologous recombination
Cellular component (GO): nucleus; chromosome, telomeric region; DNA replication factor A complex
Molecular function (GO): DNA binding
Source: RefSeq, a predicted model, not a curated record